UAUAGCCUCUGAUUCAAAUUAAAGUAACGGUUACGGAUUUGGUUUUAUUAAUUAAUUUUAGAAAUAACAACUCGCAGGAUUAAAAACAAGGAUAUGGACAAACAUAUCGCUUGUAAUUUGAAGCAAAUUCUUAAAACUGUUGUACGCCAGGACGAAUAUGAAGAAAUUGCUAAUGCAGAACUCACUUCUGAGAUUUUGUCUAAACUAAAUAUUAGCAUCAACAAACUGCCCCCAAAGUCUCUGAAGAUCCUCCAAGACUGUGUAAAAUACAGAGAUUUAAGUUUAGACCCAAUGUCAAUUUCUUUAUUGGAAAUGAAGGUAAUUGCUGAAAAAUUCCAAGACGAAUAUGAAAUUUUAAAGUUAAAUCAAAUGAAUGCAAGGCUACAAAUGAAAAUAGACCGAAACAACAAGUUUAUUGAAGGUUUAAAGAAAGAAUUACUAUCUUCACGGCAGUCACUCAUGCAGCAAAACCCAAACCCUGAGAAUAUCCAUGAGAGUAUUCGACAAGUGAAGCAGAAAUUAGUGGUAUAUGAACAAAGCUGUGAAAAGGCUAAGACAAACUUCUCAAAUCUCAAUGUUAAUGAAGCCAUCUUGCCAAAAUCCUUGAUGUCAUUGGUGACGUCACUGGCCGCUUUACGUGAAGAAGCAGCUAACCUAAAACGAGACGCUGAUGAUGUACUCUUUAUAAAACAAGCAGUUUCCAAUAUGAAAAUGAUUCGCUGAUAAUUGUUUAUGUAAAUUAUGGCAAACUAAUACUUACGUAGAUCGCAAAUCGUAGAUCUGUCCAAAACAAUGUCUUGAUAGUUCGUAAAGCUCGAUUUCAGUUGAACUUGCAUGAUGUCAAUUAAACAAAAUAAUCCGUGUAUUAGUUUCUGAUGUUGAAUGUAGUGAGACAUCUACAUAUAUCAGUAAUUGUAUUGCAAUAAUGAUACGAAACUCCAUGUACAAGUCGGUGAAGUCGUUAUCCACUAUACACUACACUAUAUGGGCCUAUUAGUAGCUUUAAAUUCAUACUAAUAUUAUAAAAUGGAAAUAUGUGUAUUUUUGUAUCUAAUUAAGUCAAAAUAAUAAUAUGAUGAAAUAUUUAGGACAUCCAGCCCUGUAAAGCCGGGCAGGCUGCUAGUUAGACAACAUAAAGGAAUUCUAUGUAAGUUUAAAAGCGUUAAAGGAUAAAAUAAAAAACUAA
Messenger RNA from Pieris brassicae (large cabbage white), 1186 nucleotides. RefSeq lists its product as uncharacterized. Lineage: Eukaryota; Metazoa; Arthropoda; Insecta; Lepidoptera; Pieridae. The record is from RefSeq and is a predicted model, not a curated record. The transcript has 3 exons. The coding region runs from base 94 to 723 and encodes 209 amino acids.